Molecule: messenger RNA, 3390 nt
Organism: Schizosaccharomyces japonicus yFS275
Lineage: Eukaryota; Fungi; Ascomycota; Schizosaccharomycetes; Schizosaccharomycetales; Schizosaccharomycetaceae
Product: PPR repeat protein
Exons: 1
Coding region: 1-3390 (1129 amino acids)
Cellular component (GO): mitochondrion
Source: RefSeq, a predicted model, not a curated record
AUGCAAGUAGCUAUGGCCAUUACUAUAAAAAACGUCUCAGAUGUCGACACGCUCGGCGAUGCUGAUUUUAAAAAGCAUGUCAAGCUGAAACCCGCGCAAUUGCCCAUGCUGACCAUCGUCCCCUCGCCCAAUGCUCUUCCCUCCGUACCGCUGGAACGACAAAUGGUCGGCUUCCAGCCGUCUCCGCUUACAUCGCCAUCUCAAGACCUUCAUUCGUCCAUCCACUCGUCGACUACGUCGAGCACACUGUAUAGCUGUAGCUCGGCAACAUCUUCCAACAACGCUUCCAGCGAGGAGUAUCUGCUGGGAUCGGAAGUGGUGCCGGCUGCUGCCUCCAAGCAGGUCGAAGUGCUGCAGCUGUUCGACUUCGUCACAAAUUCUGGCUUCCCUGUUAGUCCCGACUUUUAUGAUCGGUGUCUGAUUGGCAUUGCCGACACGCUUGAGCUUUCAGAGUUCCUCAACGCAUUUAGAGUGAUUGGGAGCAUUUUUGAGAAGCUCCAGGUGUUGGAAACGGCCCCGAGCUCUGAAGCUUUCGAGAAGACAGUGUUGUUUUUAUGCAGACAGACACGCUGGAUCGCCCAGCACAAGCAAGUGCUUGAGUCUCGUUGUUACGGAGGCUCUGUAUGCGUGGAACAGCUCGCCAAGAUCCGCAGUUUUUACGAUGCAAACAAAUCCAUGAAUCUCCUGGCCUCGUUUCUGAAGCGCUUUUGGAACUCAUAUGAACGCAACUUGUCGUCUGAGUUUUAUCACGAGGUGCUGUCUGCUAUUUCGCAGUACGGAUCGUCUGAUGACUUGCUGAUGGUAUAUGACCAUAUGCAAAGAUGCAGCAUUCCCGAAACGGCACAAACGUUCAUUUCGCUCAUUCGGGGUUUUGGACGCGCGAAAGAUUUAACUGUUGCGAUUGAGUGCUUCAAUGAGUACAAACGCAGCUUUAACACAUUACCUGCACACUCUUCGUACGAUGUGUAUGCGGCCUUGGUUACAGCAUGCUUCGACUGUGAUGAUUCUGACCGUGCGGUCAAGUUUUUUGCACGAUUGGAGCAAGAAGAUGAAGGCGAUGUUCCGCCUUCACUCAUUUACAUUUUUGGACAGCGGUUUGCUGAACUUGGCGAGUUUGACAAAGCCAUGAGCUGGUUGGAACGGCUUCAACAAAUGAAAUCGACCUCUAGCUUGGUCCCUAAACUUGGCUCCACUAUACUAAACAAUGCAGCACAGAAACGCGUGUCAACUGUUGUCGACAAGCUGUUGGAAAUGAUUCCUUUGAAAGCCUUCCGGAAGGAAUAUGUGGCUUUAAUGAACUACUUCUUGUACCUGGCAGCAACCAAACAGUUUACUGCCUUUAUCAAUGAUUCUAAUGAUUAUCUUCGUUCUUUAUCUAUGUGGACGAACUGUACUUUCAAGGAAGCCUACCUUGGAUUAAUUCAAAAUGGACGUUUGAACGAUGCAUUGGAUGUUUUGGAGCAUCACGUUUCGACACCGGUUGUUGACUCACACUUCGAUGUUGACAAUCCUACUUUGCAGAAAGCCAUUUUGGAAGAUUUCUGGUCUUGUUUGUCACUGAAUUCCGAGAAGAUGGAUUCUUCGUUACGGAUAUUGCUGAUGCUCCAAAACCAACCGCAUUAUUUUGUAUUGAAUUACGCCGCCGAAUUAGCGGUUUGCUUUUUAGCUUCUCAGGACCCAAGUGCGCCUUGUGACUCGGAGUUGUGGUCCUACCUGUUCGAAUAUUUAUGUUUCACUAUUUGCAAGGUUCCGCAGAACUCGGAACAUCUCGAGAGCUUGCGAAACACUUUCUCUUUCGUUGUAAAACACAAUAUACCGUUGACGAUUCGCGAUCAUGCUCUUGUACAUAAAGUUUUUAACACGUAUUCUACUCAGCUCAAGGGUAUCAAAUCGUUUGAUGAAUUGUUGGCGCCGUAUCGGAUGCCUUCAGUCGAUAUUGCUAUGAUGCGGAAUGCAUUUCCUAGUAGAUCUGCAUUGCGUUCCCACAUACCGAAGAUUGAAAUUGAAUCUAGUGGAGAGAUAAUACCUGUACUCGAAGGCAUUGUUGAUCGGGCGACUGCUGUUCGCUUUUACAAUCGUGUUGCGAAAGCACAUUACAAUGGCAAACUAUUUUUGCCCACUGUGUACAUUUUGCUAAGUCAGACGCUUAUCAAAUUUAACCUCUUUGGAGCUGUCGAAAAGAUGAGAAUGUACUCUCUGACGCUGCAAAAGGAGAUGAUGCCGCAUUUCAAACGGCAUGCUGAGCUUUUUCAAGCUGCUAUUCUUGAUACGCAGUUAGCUUCUUUUGCCAUGCAAAAGAAAAACAAGCAGGCUUUCCGGUUGAAAAACACUAUCGCUCGCUUGGGUUAUUAUCCUAGUGCGUCUAGCUAUGCGCAUAUUAUCAGUAAUAUUGUUGAUUCAAAGGAGCAUGACGAUGCGGCGGAGGCUCUACGCUUCUUCAAAGAAGCAAAAGAGCAUAAUGUCAGACCUUCCGUCUUCUUAUACAACACGGUUCUUUCAAAACUUGGCAGAGCUAGGCGCACCUCUGAAUGUAUAACUUUGUUCGAGGAAAUGAAGUCUCUGGGUUUGGUUCCAUCAAGUGUAACUUAUGGUACCGUUAUCAACGCCGCAUGUCGGAUUGGCGAUGAGACGCUUGCUGAAGAACUAUUUGAGGAAAUGGAGCAGCAGCCAAAUUACCAGGCGCGUGUUGCCCCAUACAAUACUAUCAUACAGUUUGAAAUCCAGGUACUUCACAACCGGGACAAAGCUCUGAAGUAUUAUGAAAGAUUGAGGAAACAUAAAAUUAAGCCAUCUACUCAUACUUACAAGCUUUUGCUCGAUGCGUAUGGAACAUUGGAGCCAGUUGAUUUCGUUGCUGUUCAAGGUGUCAUGCGGUCAAUGGAGCAUAAUAAAUGUGCUCUACAAGCUAUGCACUAUUCUGCGUACAUGCGUAUUUGCGGUUGCAUCAUGAAAAAAAUGAAUGAAGCACGGAAAACAUAUAAGGCGGCUUUAUCAAUGCACCAGCAGGGCAAUCUUACACUGGACGGAUAUCUCUUUCAAACUUACAUCGAUGUUCUCGUUGCUAAUGGUCAUAUUGAUGAGAUUUCUGAAGUAAUUAAGGACAUGGAAAAGCACGAAAUAAGACUUAAUGCGUAUAUCGUUAACUCCCUUAUUACUGGAUUCUUUAAGGCAAAGCAAAUUGAGACAGCACGUUACUUCUAUAACUGUCUCGAUGGUGAAGGUAUCUAUGGAAAAGAGCCCAGUACAUAUGAAACCAUGGCAAAAGCAUACCUUGGAUGUGGCGACCGCAAAAAUGCAUUGCGCGUUCUUGAGGAGCUUUCCAAACGAAAAUUUCCAGAGGCCGUUGUAAAACGCGUUGCCGAUUCUAUUAUGUUUCGGAAUCAUUCAUAA